This is a messenger RNA of Xyrauchen texanus (razorback sucker), 2102 nucleotides long. RefSeq names its product ubiquitin-conjugating enzyme E2 R2-like. NCBI's taxonomy places the organism in Eukaryota, Metazoa, Chordata, Actinopteri, Cypriniformes, Catostomidae. The record is from RefSeq and is a predicted model, not a curated record. Gene Ontology annotation, biological process: ubiquitin-dependent protein catabolic process; protein polyubiquitination. Gene Ontology annotation, molecular function: ubiquitin conjugating enzyme activity. The transcript has 5 exons. The coding region runs from base 373 to 1104 and encodes 243 amino acids.
CUGGGGGAGGGAGAAAGAGACUCCUCAAACUAGCUACCCAGUAUUAGAUGUUUAUUUGCUAGCGUCAGAACGCUUGGUUCAUUUAAAACACGUUUAGUAUCGUUAGGGUUGAGAACAGGUGGAACUUUAAAUGCCCUAAAUAAACAACACAAUUCGCGAGACUGGCUGGUACUCGCUGAUCGUAAAUUGUCAUCGAGGAGUGACUUAUAUCGGGUUUGUUGGCUCACCGUGGACGAGUUGAGCUUGUUCGGCUAGUAACAAACGGCGUUCCUGCAACGAACGAACAAAAGACUGCGUUUACAUUCUCUGAAGUUUUUUGAAACUGUUGUUUUGCUAUAAUUUCCGAAAAAAAUAUCUACUUGUUUUCGGAAUAUGGCUCAUCAUGGACAUCAUCAUGUUGCGAGUUCCCAAAAGGCUUUAAUGCUGGAGAUGAAAAGUCUCCAGGAUGAGCCGGUCGAAGGCUUUAAAAUAACUUUAGUCGACGAGUCGGACAUGUACAACUGGGAAGUUGCGAUAUUCGGACCCCCCAACACACAUUAUGAGGGGGGCUAUUUUAAGGCUCGUAUUAAAUUCCCCAUUGACUACCCAUACUCGCCUCCUGCUUUCAGAUUCCUCACCAAGAUGUGGCAUCCCAAUAUCUAUGAGAAUGGAGACGUGUGUAUUUCCAUACUGCACCCACCAGUGGAUGAUCCACAGAGUGGAGAACUCCCAUCAGAGAGGUGGAACCCGACACAGAACGUGAGGACUAUCUUGUUAAGUGUUAUCUCGCUGCUGAAUGAGCCCAACACCUCCUCGCCUGCCAACGUAGAUGCCUCCGUCAUGUACCGCAAAUGGAAGGACAGUAAAGGGAAAGAUCGGGAGUAUGCAGAAAUCAUCAGGAAGCAGGUUUCAUCCACCAAAGCAGAAGCUGAGCGGGAUGGAGUCAAAGUACCCACCACACUUGCAGAAUACUGUAUUCGUACCCGUGCCCCACCCACUGACGAGGUCUCAACCCUAUUCUACGAAGACUACUAUGAUGAUGAGGAGGACAUAGAUGAGGAUGAUGAAGAGGAGGGUGAAGACUGUUGCUAUGACGAUGAUGACUCCGGGACUGAGGACUCAUGACCAGCACCCAAGCUUUCCAAAACUGAACUCUCCACGCCCUGUACCCAUUUUGGUUUUAAUUCAAUUUGAAAAGGAAUAUUUUUCUGCUUAUUUUUUCCAUUUCUGUCUCAGAUGUCUGAAGUUUCCUGACUCAGCGGACACAACCAAGGGCAAGUUUAAUUCUGUCUUGUGCUGACUCGAGAUAUUGUGAUAUGGAGUUAAAUUGUGAAGAAGUUCUUGAUUGCGAUGAACUUUUAGAGGCAACCAAAUGUUAUGGUUAGCACUAAACCUAGAUGCUUUUUUAAGGUUUGUUUUUUUUCUUACGGUUUGUUUUGUCUGGUUUAUGGGGCAGGUGGGUUUCAGUCAAUCAGUUCUUGAGAGUCCAGCUUAGUGUAUACAUUUAUUAACAACAUGCCUAUUCAAGGCAUGUUGGCGCCUGAUCUCAGGUUUCCAAUGGCAUGGGGAUAAAAAAAGUAGCUAAUACACAUUCUCAGGGCUACUUCAAUUUCUUAAACCACAAUCCAUUAUUUAGUAGUAUUUCCAAAUUAUGUGUUGGAAUCUCAGAAAAAUUCUCUCCACAUUCUCCAAAAGGGAAUCUCAAUCACAUACAGCUCAUACCAUUCUAAGCUCUCUCUUUCCAUUGGUCUUUGUUUCAUUUUAUCCACAAACAAAUCUAUAAUGUCUUUUUGUUUGGUUCGAUUUUUAGGGGGUUGCAAGGUAGAUUUGUGCAUUCUGAUCUGCUUUGCUAUAUUUAGCUAGUCUGUGAGGGGAUUUUAGUUUUAUGUAUCUGUGUUUCAUUUUAAGCUUUGUGAUGAGUAUUAUUUGGAAGCUCAAAAUCUCCUCAGGAUAACGGACAGAGUUUGAGACUUUGGGGUAUUUAUGGCCGACCCUUUAACCCCAACAGACCCUUUAAAACCUGUAAUAAAAUUCAUGUGCACACAGAGGUAUUUUGGGUCACUUUCACUUCUUUAAAUUUUCCUUUCUUUUUGGUAUGCUUUGUAAAUCUAUUUAAAUUCUCA